AUGUCGACUAUGGAUCUGAGGUAAAACAAAACAAUUUUAGCUUCUUUCUGGCCGCUUCUCGGAAUUCUCCCCCAGGAAAUCCACUAUUAUUAGACACUCUUGACAAUUUUGAAAUAGUUUGGUUUUCUACGAAAAUCUCUAAACUUUGAGCGGUUCCCGAUGAGCUCGAGCUCAUUCAUCCAUUCCAUUAAUGCGGAUUUCCGUAAUGACCCAUCUUCGGUCACAAAUCGUUGGACACACAAAUCCCCCUCCCCCAGAAAAGUUGAGAAUCUGUGUGCUGAGCCACAAAUAAUAGUCUUAUCUCUAAGCCUAAUGCCAGUUUCAGAAGGAAGCUCAGCGACUCGCGCAGCUCUUCCGACUCGUCUUCGGAUGUGAACCAGAAGACGUCGCUGGAGAUUCACUCGCUUGGCGGCGCCACGUCGCCUUCGCUUCUUCCGAUUUCGGUGAGCAAAACAGACAGAGUCAGCAACAUAUUUCGCAGUUAAUCCUCUGAAAUGAUUGACUGCUAAUUGCACUUGGAAUGCGCCACUCUUCACGAAAAAAGAGAGAGAGAGAGAGACAGUCUAGGCUUCAAAGCUCAAGCAAGCGUGUUCGAAAGCAGAAAUUUAGUUUUCGAAAACACUUCAUUUCUUUCUUUUUGUUUUCUUUGAGCAAAGAAAGAAUCAGUGAAAUCACACAGAAAACUGAAUUUGUGUUCUGUCUGGCCCGAAAGCUUGAACGGGAAGCGAACUCGAACUCAAACCGCAACAACCAAAAAGACAGUGUGUGUUCAGUGGGCAAACAAGACACUUUGCAUGUCAAACUGGUACUAAAAGCGGUGGCCGAAUGAUGUCAUGCCACGUGAAGCUUUGAGUUCUCUAAUUGUUCUGGUGACUCGACAAUUCAGCACCUUCCUCUCUCGCCUAUAAUUUCAGCCCACGUGCAAGUUCACCAGACAGUGACGACGUGCCACUUGAGAAUUAAGAGCAUAGAUCGUGUUCCGUAUGCUCGGCGCUCUUUAAACUUUUAUAGAUGUUCGUUGCACAGCUGAUUGACGAUUUCCGAAAGGAAACAGCCCACGUCACCCUAAAAAUAUAGAUGAAGAGAAAUAUAGAGAGAGAGUGCAAAACUAUCUAUCCGUUUCGCCGGCGGCAUACUUGCCAAUUUGAGCAAUUUGACAGGGAGGAGCAGGCGGGGGUGGGCCCCCGAUGUGUUAGGUUCCAAUUAUAUGGAGACGAGUGAUGGCGGGUGAGGAGAGGAAGCGGAUGACGUGGCCGAGGGACUGACUGACUGAUGACAAUCACUCGCGGCUGUUGAAAAGAACGGAAGGAGAUGGGUUUCCGGUUGAGAAGACUUUUGGACUCGGCUUGAGAGAGUUGAGGACAGAAAUGAUGUUUGAAAGGAAAACCAAGAGCUCGAAGAAUUUCGUGGGGAGAUGGAUGGUGAAUCUAUGCAGACGAAUCCAGGAUUCCAACCAGAUUGCUUUCUUCUUCUUUGAGAGUAUCAAGAUUAUUCUUUGAGAGUCUCAAGAUUCAAUCAGACUGACAAUUGCCAAGUAAAUACUUCGUACCAAGAAUGAUAAUUCUGCCAAAUUAGGGUCCGAAAACGAGUCGGCCAAAGGUCGAAUCGGCUCCGAAGUUCUUCUUGCAAACUUCUGAAAUCAGCUGUAAAGCUAUGUUCAAAGCAAAUAUCGUUUUUCAUGGUUUUUGAACGUGUACUUCAUGUUCCGAAAACCAACUUCGCUCCGAAGUAAGCAAUUUUCUUUACAAUUGGCCAGGAUCCCCACAAUGGCGAAUUCGCUUGCGCAACGCGAGCUAACAAACCGCGAAAACUUUUGUCUGAUUUGCCAGAACGAUAAUCGAAUUGCAAUUAGGCGACGAUUCGGCGCCAGAAUCCACAUUUAUCAGAGUCCCCGCUGGUCGGACUCACAACAAUCGCGCAUUCAUGAGCCCCAUCAAUCCUCCUUUUUUGAUCUAUGUGUCUGUGAAACGAACAAUGAACACCGGAAAUCUGUUCGCGAUUAUGGUGACGAAAUACCCCGGGGACGGACUUUUUCUCUUUCUCCUAUUUCUGUCUUCUUCGCAUAUUAUGUGUUGCCUGCUUCUGCUGGCUACGCCCGCACGGAUAAUUGCCAUAAUAUCUGAAAAACGGGGAAGGGAGAGAAAGAAAAAGAAAAAGAAUGAAUCCAUGUGCAAGUCUCGAAAGUUUCGUCCGUUGUUUAGCCAUUCCGAUCUUCUUCCUUAAAAUUUUGCGCGUAUUGUUGAGUUUAUCCAAUUUCGUGAAGGGUUGUGUUGUCGAGACAUGUGUAUGUGUGUGUGUUUGUCGGAUUUAUAUUUACGAGUAUAGGAAGACAUCUUCUUUUUCUUUCUUUUUUUUUGUUGAAAACUGUGAGUCCCAAAUAUCGGCUCCCUGACGUCUCGACACCCGCGUGAAUUUUGACAGUGAAAUUAAUCGCUAAGUAAUUCACGUUAGUUGCGAAACGUCUCGUCAUUAUCCCCCUUUUCUCAUUUUCCACGUGCAUCUCUAUUGUGAAAUCUGACGCGCUGACAUUAUAUCGAAAGAAGCACGUGUGCUUGAAGCCCUAUAAAUAGAGUAAACGUUUCCCGAAAAAGACGCACUGUUACGUAAUAGAAAGCUGAAAAUAUGGACUUGCUUUCCACCUGAAAUUGAGUCACUUCAAUAAAAAGUUCCUCCCUCUCAUAUUACUCCUACUACUACUAAACACUACUAUAAUAAUGUGUGCAAUUGGAUAUGUAUGAGACCGGACUUUAUCCUUUUUCGUUCUCUUUUUUGCUCGCCCACUAUUCAUCAGGACUCUUCUUGGUUGAAUGAAUGAAAAUAGCAGGUGCCUUUUCCCUCUCAUUCUUUUUCUAAUUGGGUUUCGUUUCCAUCGAGUACGCCGUAUGUUGCUAGGCUCUGGCGGGUGUUUAUUUCGUGUUUCACCUCAUUUCUGAUCUCGAUUCUCUUGUUCUUCGCCGUCGUCGUCGCGACAUCAUCUAACGUUUCACUAUGAAUAUUCAUGAGUCCGAGGUGAGAAAUGAUAUGAGUUUAGCGAGCGAGCGAGCGCCUAAUUUAUUUGAUGUGACUGGUUUUCGAGCGGGAAAAAGAAAGAGUCAGGGAGAUGUCUGGGCGGUUACAGUAACCAGGGGAAGGCGAAAACAAAAUAAUAAUUGCAGAUAAGAAGCCUAUUCUCUUCUUCUUCUUCUUCGAAAUCUUUGACGAUUAGGACCUUCGGUUCUCACUCGUUCGUCUUCUUUUCUUCUUCUUCUUCUUCUUCUCCUUCUUUUCCGAACAAAAAUAGAAGAGGAGGCACACAGAAGAAGCUGUUUAUUUUCCAAACGGCCACAUCACAUCAACUCAAUUUCCAAUUUCAAAUUGCCGCGCCAUCGAGCCGGAGCCUGAGAAAAAGCGAAGAAGAAGUCGUUCGUUUUCUUGGCCAUUCGAUUCUAUAGUCGUUCCGUGUCACUCUUCUUGACCUGGCCUCAUUUGAAUUCUCCAUGAACUCGGAAUAGGAAGAGGAGAAGAAGAGGAAGAAGAAAACAAAAAGCGUGCGGGGGGAGGGGGACCCAUUAGAACAUUUCCCCUUCUGCACAUCGCGGCUCAUUCAUCCAGAAGUCAUCUUCAUCGUCCCCACCUUUCCCUCAGCCCAUCCGACCUUUGUGUUUGUGUUUAUCCUUUGGCCAGUUGGAAUCCUAAAAUAAUCAUAGUAAGGGAUUAUCAGACACUAUGUCUGCUGAUCUCUUUUUCUAUCCAAUUACUCGCUGUUUUCGUAUCCCAAAAAGAGGUGCUCGACUCAAUUAUCACCGGAUGAUUACUGAUCAUUCUGUCGCGAAUCUUUUCCUUUCCUCUGUUUUGUUUGACGGCAGGAAGCGAAGAGACAACACGAAUUCGCAUUUGAGCACGCUCCACGGAUUCCGUGUCUUCUCCCGCCUUUUCUUUCGUUUUAUUUCCACAUCUUGCAGCCGUCAAUGCACUCGAACGGUAUUUCCCGCGGCCACAACGGAGACAGUCGUCGGAGCAGCAUGGUCGACGCGACCGGACGCUUCUGCAGUCAGCCGACGAGCGGCUCUCCAGAGGUACCCCCGUUCCCCUUCCCUUUCACCGAAAACCCGUUCUCUUGCAGAUUCUCGUGGGACUCUGCUACGACGACAAGCACGAGGUGGUGUCGGUUUGCAUUGAGAAGGCGUCUUCGCUCGGCGCCGACACUGCUCAUCCUCCAGACUCGUUCAUCCGAAUCAUCGGACUGGACGAGUUCAGCACCGAGCUCUCUCGCCACAAAACGGACACGGUCAAACACUCGACGCAGCCGGUGUACAGCCAUCAUUGCACCAUGAGGGUGAGCCCAAUUUAGCCGGGGCAUGUGAUGCUGACUCUGCUUUGAGUCGGUCACACUUUGACGGCUAGUAACAGUGAUCGAAAAGACACGGUGAUUAUCUGAAAGCAAAACACUCAAAAUGCGGGGUAGAGACCAGAAACCAAUUAUUAAUUAUGAGAGAAACGGAGAACACUUUUAGAAUCCUGAAAGCAAGAGCUUUUGAACCAUGGAGGUCAUGCUCACUGAAAAUUCACAAAACUGAUUGUAUCUGAACCAUUUCAGUUCUCAAAGGACAAGCUGGAGACAUCGACGGUGCGUGUGGAAGUGUGGACGGUGACCGGAUUGCUCCGUCGGAAGCAGCAAGUCGGCUCGAUCUCCAUCGGAUUCGCUUCGUCGACGCCGGACGCCAACGAGCACUGGCAACAGAUGAUGCAGGUAUAUGAUGACACUUUCUAUCCCUUUCUUUUCCAUUUCCUCUUCAUUCUCGUGCCGUCGUACUCGAAAGGUAUCUUUCAUGGAGAUAUCGGCCCAUCCCUUUCAAUAGUUUGGUCUCUUUUGUUUACCGGUUUGACCGAAAGUCGAAAUGAAUGAAACGGAAAGUACAGAGAAACUUUUGAAAUUAAGGACAAUCGUGUGCUGGGCUGAUAAUUGAGACAUCAGAAGUGGAGGAAAGGGGUCACAAGUUUGAUUCACGUGGGUUUCAAUGAACGACCAUCAGUACUUGGUCGAACUUUAAGAAGUGAUGAAGACUUUAAUUUUUUGAAAGAAAAACACUACAGUGAUCGUUUGAUUUUCACCAAAUUCCUAGUAAGCGUCCAAACACCAUUCUCGUGUUGGCGAAGACACAGAGACUGGGCCCUAACUUUUGGGCCACUUGUAAUAAUUGAACUUGUAAUUGUAAUAACUUGUAAUGUAAUAAUUGAACUAACAUCCUAAUAUAAUCUGAAAUCGCUCAUUCUCAACGGAUCGAACUUCAGCACAGCCUGCAGACACUUGAAAUCGCCCAAUUUCAAUCGAAUCCUGAUCAUCUUCUCCAAAUUCUUGCGUUUUGCAAGUGAUUCGCAUAAAUCGUCCUCCGUCUGCCCCCCUCCCCUUAUCAUAUUCUGGGUGCAAACCCAUCCAUCCCCGUCGCGUCCCUGUCUGCAACCCCGUUUUGAUUCCGUCUCCUGCGACGGCGGCUGCUGCAUCUUUAAAAAGUUCAAUAAACCGCGACGACGACUUCCCCGUCGUCACCCUUAUCAAAGAUCAACGGGACUUUGCCCCUGGCCUUAUCACUGUCCACGUGGACGCCACGUUCACUCUUCUUCUGAAGCGAGACGGCGUCGCGGGCAAGGCAAGCACGAGACCCCCGAUCCCCUCAUCUUUUGUCCCCUCAAACGACGAUAAAAGAUUUUCGUGGUGACGUAAGCAAUCGAUUUAAUAUUAUCGUUUCAGGGCGCCGGAAUCACCGUAUCCAAGUGGCAUGCAAUCCAGUCUUCAGAUGCCUGAACUCUUCACAAAACUUCACUUUCCUCUUUUUCCCCCUUUUUUUAUAAAUAAAGACAAUCAGUCUGCUUAACGGUAAUCGCCGCUUGUUAACCAGCUAGAAGAUCCUUUACCCAUUUCCAGAUCCCGAAUCUCUAG
This is a messenger RNA of Caenorhabditis sp. 36 PRJEB53466, 5917 nucleotides long. NCBI's taxonomy places the organism in Eukaryota, Metazoa, Nematoda, Chromadorea, Rhabditida, Rhabditidae. The record is from the annotation of a GenBank genome assembly.